Salarias fasciatus (jewelled blenny) is the source of this 1644-nucleotide messenger RNA. Its product is annotated as serine protease HTRA1A-like. Gene Ontology annotation, biological process: proteolysis; positive regulation of apoptotic process; programmed cell death. The record is from RefSeq and is a predicted model, not a curated record. Lineage: Eukaryota; Metazoa; Chordata; Actinopteri; Blenniiformes; Blenniidae. The transcript is spliced from 9 exons. Bases 176 to 1612 code for a protein of 478 amino acids. Gene Ontology annotation, molecular function: serine-type endopeptidase activity; protein binding. Gene Ontology annotation, cellular component: extracellular region.
ACGUAAAGGCGCGUAAUUGGUUGCGCAGCGGAGUUUCAGUUAAAUGCCUCUCCAGCUGGAAUGACUUCCCCCCCUCCAGCACUGAGCUCUCUCAUCCCGUAACACUGAAAGCCGAGAGCAAACUUUUAACAACUCCUCUGUAACUUGACCUUCUUUUUUUCUUGUAGUUUUGAUCAUGUUUUCUUCGCUGCUGCUGUGCGUAAUUGUCGCUGUCGCGUCCGUGCCGGGAGACGCGCAGAUCUCCGGUCGGUAUGUUGUCGGAUGUCCCUCUCGCUGCGACAAAACAAUGUGUCCGCGGCUCCCGGCGACCUGCCUGUCCGGACAAGCCCUGGAUGCGUGCAACUGCUGCCCGGUGUGCGCGUCCGGGGAGGGCGAGGCGUGCAGCAGCGGCGGCGGGAAGCUCGGGGACCCGGUGUGCGCGGAGGGGCUGGAGUGCUCCGUCUCCGGCGGGGUGGGAUACUCCGCCACCGUGAGGAGGAGAGGCAAGAGCGGGAUCUGCGUGUGCAAAGCCACCGAGCCGGUGUGCGGAAGCGACGGGGUGUCCUACCGGAACAUCUGCGAGCUGAAGCGGGUCAGCCGCCGUGCGCAAAAGCUGCAGCAGCCACCUGUUCUCUUCAUUCAGCGCGGAGCCUGCGGGCAAGCGCAGGACAACCCAGACAGCCCGAGGCACAAAUACAACUUCAUCGCCGACGUGGUGGAGAAAAUUGCCCCGUCUGUAGUUCACAUUGAACUUUUCCGCAAGAUGACCUAUUCCAAGCGGGAGGUGGCGGUUGCCAGCGGCUCUGGGUUUGUCGUGUCGGAGGACGGCCAGAUCGUGACCAACGCGCACGUGGUGGCCAACAAACACAGAGUGAAAGUGGAGCUGAAGAGCGGCGCCUCGUACGACGCCAAGAUCAAAGACGUGGACGAGAAGUCGGACAUCGCCCUCAUCAAGAUCGAAGCGCCGACCAAGCUUCCGGUGCUGCUGCUGGGCCGUUCGUCAGACCUGAGGCCGGGGGAGUUUGUGGUUGCGAUCGGCAGCCCGUUCUCCCUGCAGAACACCGUCACCACGGGGAUCGUCAGCACCACCCAGCGAGGCGGCAGAGAGCUGGGCCUGCGCAACUCUGACAUGGACUACAUUCAGACCGACGCCAUCAUCAACUACGGGAACUCAGGAGGACCAUUAGUCAAUCUGGACGGGGAAGUGAUUGGGAUCAACACAUUGAAGGUGACAGCUGGCAUCUCUUUCGCCAUUCCCUCAGACAAGAUCCGAGAGUUUCUGGCCGAGUCAUACGACAGGCAGUCCAGAGGGAGAACGGACGCAAAGAAGAAAUAUAUUGGUGUGAGGAUGAUGACUCUCACUCCAGCGCUGGCCAAAGAGCUGAAGACUCGACACCGUGACUUUCCUGACAUCACCUCGGGAGCUUAUGUUAUGGAGGUCAUUGCAAAGACACCAGCUGCAACCGGCGGGCUCAAAGAGCACGACGUCAUCAUCUCCAUCAACGGCCAGAGGAUUUCAUCGGCGACCGAUGUCAGCGCCGCCAUCAAGAGAGAUGACUCCUUGAGAGUAGUUGUGCGCCGCGGCAAUGAGGAUGCCAUCCUCACCGUCGUUCCCGUGGUGAUUGACCCUUGACCCCCGGUAAAUCACACAGCCCAGGAGCUGGA